AAAAAAAAAAAGCAGUGAAAAGAGAAGCAAAGUGAAAACAGGCAUGGGAAGAUCUCCUUGUUGUGAUAAAGUUGGCAUCAAGAAAGGUCCAUGGACCCCUGAGGAAGACAUCCUUCUUGUUUCUUACGUCCAAGAACACGGACCUGGGAAUUGGAGAUUAGUGCCCACUAACACUGGGUUGCAGAGAUGCAGCAAAAGUUGCAGGCUUCGAUGGACAAACUAUCUGAGACCAGGAAUCAAGAGAGGGAACUUUACACCUCAUGAAGAAGGGAUGAUUAUUCAUUUGCAAGCUUUAUUGGGUAACAAAUGGGCAGCCAUUGCUUCAUAUUUACCACAAAGAACAGAUAAUGAUGUAAAGAACUACUGGAACACCCACUUGAAGAAGAAGCUAAAGAAGUUUCAGCCAGCUAUGGAACUCCCCCAAAUGGCUCAGGCUUGCUUGAAUAAAACCCUAGCUACUGGUUCAAGUUCAACCAUUGCUACAUAUGCUUCAAGCACUGAGAAUAUUUCUCGUCUUCUUCAAGGUUGGAUGAGAGCGUCACCAAAUAUUUGCAGUAAUCAGAGUGCCAUAAUUCUCCAAACCCAGUCGAAAGAUGAAAGUGGAGGUCGUGAUUUGAUGUCGAACGAACAUUUUGAGUCCAUUUUAAGGUUUGAGAACAUGAAUAAUGUUGCAUGGGAGAAAUCCGCUUGUGGUUCUACUACUUCAAAGGGUGGUUUUCAAGAUUCUGGGAAUGAUGAUCAGUUCAGUGUUGAAAUUACCCAAGAAAUGAAGCAAAAAACUGGGAAUAAUAGCAAAUUUUAUCCUUCAUUUUCAUCUCUUGAGAAAUGGCUUUUGGAUGACAGUUGGGCAGGUAAAGUUGAAGAGAUGAAUCAGUGGAUGGAACUUUCCCCAAUUUUCUAAGAUUUUAAUUCUUUAUUUUUAUUACUGUGGUAGAUUUGGUUUUCACUCUAUGCCGUAUGGUUGUUUACAUAGCAAAUACUAUCACCAUUAAUUAUGAUAUAUCAAAUCACAAAAUAAUAAUCAUAAUUUU
This is a messenger RNA of Gossypium raimondii (Peruvian cotton), 1031 nucleotides long. Its product is annotated as transcription factor MYB60. NCBI's taxonomy places the organism in Eukaryota, Viridiplantae, Streptophyta, Magnoliopsida, Malvales, Malvaceae. The record is from RefSeq and is a predicted model, not a curated record. Gene Ontology annotation, biological process: response to auxin. The transcript is spliced from 3 exons. The coding region runs from base 44 to 901 and encodes 285 amino acids.